Messenger RNA from Darwinula stevensoni, 460 nucleotides. The record is from the annotation of a GenBank genome assembly. Lineage: Eukaryota; Metazoa; Arthropoda; Ostracoda; Podocopida; Darwinulidae.
CCAAAGUUCCGCGAUGAGGUCGUGGAUCGAAGACGGCGGAUGGAGGCGGAAACCGCACGAGAUCUCCCUCGUCGCGAGGGCGCUGGUGCUCGCGGCGCUGGGGGUCGGGAUGUUGGUGGUCGGGAGGUCCACGGAGAUCUGGACCCGGCGGAUCCUCUCGGGCGUGGGGAUCGUCUGCCUCCUCUCCUCGCUUUACCUCGUCGGGAGCUUCGUUCGGCUGGUCCGACUGCAAAGGCGGAGAGCCAACGAAGAAAGACCGCGAGUAUGGUACACCGCGUCCAGCCGAGGCGACGAUCCCCUCCGCGAGCGGCGGACGGCGACCGACGGCGACCCGUCGCUCUUGGGGGCCUGCCCCCCCGCGGAUCCCCGCUUCGCCAUCCUCGACCUGCCUCCCUCCUACGACGAGGUCAUGAAGACCGACAGGGAUGCGUCGGCCGAGAAGCGGCUUUCCGCGGCGUGA